UCUCCCACUUAAUCCUUUAUUUAGUUCUUCACAUUCACAAAUAUAAAAUAUCAUCUUCUCCAUACCCCUAACCGAAUCCAAAAGUCCUUGAAGAUACAUAUACACAAUGGUUGAUCUCACGUCGACGGAUGACCAUGAAGGUGAAGGAGGAAGAGGGAAAUCAUCAACUUAUGUUCAAAAAAUGAUUGACGUGGAAGAAGCAAAGAGUCAAAUUAUUUACUCUCUUCCAAUGAUAUUCACCAAUGUUUUCUACUAUUGUAUCCCUUUAACCUCCGUGAUGUUUGCUUCUCAUCUCGGCCAACUUGAGCUUGCCGGUGCUACCCUCGCUAAUUCUUGGGCUACCGUCACCGGUUUUGCCUUCAUGACAGGGUUAAGUGGAGCACUUGAGACAUUGUGUGGACAAGGCUUUGGUGCAAAAAACUACAGGAUGUUGGGGAUUCAUCUACAAUCAUCUUGUAUUGUCUCAUUAGUCUUCACCAUCCUCAUCACCAUCUUAUGGUUUUUCACGGAACCGGUCUUCUUACUUCUUAGACAAGAUCCUAGCAUCUCAAAACAAGCUGCACUCUAUAUGAAGUAUCUAUCCCCCGGUUUAUUUGCUUAUGGAUUCUUACAAAACAUUAUGAGAUUUUGCCAAACACAAUCCAUCAUUAUUCCGCUAGUUGUCUUCUCGUUUCUUCCCUUGGUGAUUAAUAUCGGUCUGACGUAUGCGCUGGUGCAUUUAGCUGGGCUUGGAUUCAUUGGUGCUCCAAUAGCUACAUCUAUUUCAUUGUGGAUAGGUUUCAUUUCUCUCGGAACUUAUGUGGUUUGUUCAGAAAAGUUUAAGGAAACAUGGACUGGAUUCUCGUUGGAAUCGUUUCGUUAUGUAGUUGUAAACUUGAAGUUAAGCAUCCCUUCUACUGCUAUGGUAUGUUUAGAAUAUUGGGCGUUCGAGAUUCUUGUCUUCUUGGCGGGAUUGAUGCCAAAUCCAGAAAUCACCACCUCUUUAGUAGCUAUAUGCGUCAACACGGAAUCAAUUAGCUACAUGUUAACAUGCGGACUUAGCGCAGCUGCAAGCACGCGUGUGUCCAAUGAACUUGGAGCAGGAAAUGUAAAAGGGGCAAAGAAAGCGACUUCUGUAUCCGUUAAGUUGUCUUUAGUUCUUGCUCUCUGCAUAGUGGUUGCCAUACUUAUAGGACAUGAUGUUUGGGUUGGGUUAUUCAGCAAUAGCCAUGUAAUUAAAGACGAGUUUGCAUCAAUGAGGUUUUUCCUUGCUGCCUCUAUAACUCUUGAUUCAAUCCAAGGUGUUUUAUCAGGAGUAGCAAGAGGAUGCGGAUGGCAACGUAUAGUCACGGUUAUAAAUUUGGGAACAUUCUACCUUAUUGGAAUGCCUAUAUCCGUCUUUUGUGGUUUCAAGUUGAAGUUGUAUGCCAAGGGUUUGUGGAUUGGUCUGAUAUGUGGGAUGGUUUGCCAAUCCUCAUGUCUAUUGCUUAUGACAAUUUUCCGGAGGUGGACAAAGCUGAAUGCUGCUACCGUCUGAAAACUCUUAAGUUCCAUUUGUCAGAGUAAGGUAGAAGAAUGUUAUUGUGGACGCCAUAAAUAACUCAUGAUCUUCUUUCACACGCUUAGUUAGAACUUUUGAACUUAUCUUUGUUAAUUUUGGAAUGUAAAGCAUCAUUCGGUAAGUGAUCAAGGAAGGAUUGUGUUCAAGAAAAUACAUUAUUAAGUUUAACUUUAGAUGAACAUUAAUUGAAUCAUCAUGUUUUUUGUAACAA
Messenger RNA from Camelina sativa (false flax), 1751 nucleotides. Its product is annotated as protein DETOXIFICATION 18. The record is from RefSeq and is a predicted model, not a curated record. Gene Ontology annotation, molecular function: antiporter activity; xenobiotic transmembrane transporter activity. Lineage: Eukaryota; Viridiplantae; Streptophyta; Magnoliopsida; Brassicales; Brassicaceae. Gene Ontology annotation, cellular component: membrane. Gene Ontology annotation, biological process: xenobiotic detoxification by transmembrane export across the plasma membrane.